AGGUAAAUUUUACAUUAAUAGUUCUCGAUUACAAUCGAGAAAGAAGAACAGACGAACAAAGUUGUAAAUAAUCGAUUAUUACAAAAUGGAAGUUGUUAGUAGAAUCAUAUACAGAACGACAGCAGUCUUCUGCCCUUCAUUAUCAAAUUAUUUCCGCCAAUGGAAUAGCACAGCUGCUUCUACAGUGUUCACACGUGAAGGUGACAGUGGAUAUUCGGUUACAAGUUCUGGAGAAAAGAGACCUAAAGAUGACAGAAUAUUCAAUGCAAUUGGUGCAACGGAUGAACUGUCGUCAUAUAUUGGGCUUGCACGAGAAUUUGCCAAAGAUGGAGAACAUGCAUAUACUGACAAACUAAAAAGAAUUCAGUGUAUCCUUGUGGAUAUAAGUGCAUCAAUUUUAAGAUCCUCUAAACCUGAACUGCAGAUUCACCUUUCUACUAGACACACAAAGGAACUGGAAGACUGGAUUGAAGAAUAUUCUCGUCAACUACCACCCCUUGAAAAUUAUGUAAUUCCUGGAGGAGGUAAAGCCUGUACAUCACUGCACGUGGCUCGAACAAUAUGUCGACGAGCUGAAAGAUGUGUAGUGCCGCUUGUAAGGAAUGGGGAAGUUGAUCAAGAAGCGCAGGUAUACCUCAACAGGCUGUCAGAUUUCUUGUUGACGAUAUCAAGAUAUGCAUGCAAGAUUGAUAAGAAAAAUGAAUCUAUCUAUAUACCAAGACCUGAUGUAGAGCUCCUCUCAAAAAGAUAAGAAUUGCUAUUUCUUGUGACAUGUAGCAAAUCUAGUGACUGAUGUAGUAACAACUUCCAUUAUCUUUUUGUGUAUAUAUUAUUUUUUAAGUGACCAAGUUUUAUAGUCAUAGACCAUUUGUUGUAUUUGUUAAAAAUUAUGUAAACAGACAGACAGAUAUUGUCAGUACAUGUACAGUAUUUAUUCACUGUGCAAAAUAAUAUCCAUGUUGCCAAGAACUUAUAUUACAAUUAAUUACUGUUGAAAGUAA
Zootermopsis nevadensis is the source of this 1001-nucleotide messenger RNA. RefSeq names its product corrinoid adenosyltransferase MMAB. NCBI's taxonomy places the organism in Eukaryota, Metazoa, Arthropoda, Insecta, Blattodea, Termopsidae. The record is from RefSeq and is a predicted model, not a curated record. Gene Ontology annotation, molecular function: corrinoid adenosyltransferase activity.